UUUAGUUUCGAUAGGAAGAUAUUUUAUUAUUUGCUUUCAUUUCCCCGUUUACUGAGUGAUCACAUGAUGGCAGUGCAUCCUUAUAAGAGACUGGCUGCAGUGUUUGUGAUUCACAGCUGAGCAUCUGCUAGAUUCCAACAACAACCACCACCAUGAGUAACCUGUCAGAUGAAUUAUUAAAGAACCUUCUGCUUAAACUGGAGUGCCAUUUCACAUGGACUUAUUUCAAAGACGAGACUGAUAUUGGCAAUAUAGAAGACAGGCUUCAUGAUCAAAUCACAUUUUUACCUUCUACACACAGACAUAGGCUCCAUAAUUUAUUGGCCUAUACAAAUUAUUUGAAAGGAGACAAUGAAGAAGCACUUAGACAGCUUCAGAAAGCCGAAGAGAAACUGCAAGGAACACAGUCUGCUGAUCUGGAUAUCAAAAGAGCUGUGACCUACAGUAAUUAUGCCUGGCUGUACUACCAUUUAAACCAGUUUAGCAAAGCUCAGUCUUAUUUAGAAAAAGUAGAAGCCAUUUACAAGAAAUUUGAAUCUUCUUCAGAACAUGAUAUUCUUCUUACUGAGAUAUAUGGAGAACAGGCCUGGGCUCUGUUAACAUUCUAUGGGAAGAACUGUGAAAGAGCUAAAGAGUGUUUUGAGAAAGCGCUAGAGCUAGAUCCACACAAUCCUGAGCUCAAUUCAGGAUAUGCCACAGUCAUGUAUCGCUUAGAAAAUCAAGAUAACAGACUUUACGCAAAAAACAAUUGUGAAUGUUUAGAGUUGCUCAAACGUGCUGUGAAAUUGAAUGAAAAUGAUUCUGUGAUUAAGGCUCUUCUUGCUUUGAAAUAUCUAUCUAUGGAUCAAGCUGAGGAAGGAGAAAAGAUUAUGGAGGAGGCUCUUAGACAAACUCCAGACUCACCAUAUUUACUUCGAUAUGCUGCCAAAUUUUACAGAAAAGAAGGAAAGAUUGAUUACGCUAUUACCAUUCUCAAAAAAGCCCUAGAACAAACUCCGACUUCAUGUUCUCUUCAUCACCAGAUUGGCCUUUGUUACAAAGAUAAGAUGAAAAUGUUAAUUACAUCUGCUAAGACUGCAAAGUCAUUGAAUCAGCCUACAAAGACCUUUACCAGGGAUAUACAAGAUACCAUUGUAUCUGCAAUCUUUCAUUUCGAAAAAACUCUUGAAUUAAAAAAAAUAUUUGUUGAUGCAUAUAUUAAUUUAGCCUAUAUCUACUCUAAAAACUCUCAGUUUGAUGAAGCUGAAGCUACUUAUCAAAAAGCACUAAACCUGAGAGAUAUGACACCUGAAGAUAAACAAGAGCUUCAUUUGAGCUAUGGAAGUUUUAAGCAAUAUUACAUUAGAUCUGAAUCUGAAGCCAUAAGGCAUUACAAGGAAGUAUUAUUGAUACCAAUGGACACAAGGACAAGAUCUUUUUCCAAAACGAAUUUGGAAGAGUUGGCUAAAGUGAAAAUAAGCAAUGAACCAUCAAGUGCAACUGGAUUUGGAUUGUUAGGGUUCAUUCAUCAGCAAGAGGGAGAAAUUGACCAAGCAAUUGAUUACUAUAAGAAGGCACUGGAACUGGAUCCAGAUAAUGAGGAUUAUUUGAGGGCAUUGCAUGACAUGAGAAUCAGUGAGUAACAACUGACAUAUUUGGAAAACCCUUAUAUACUUUUCCCAGAUGAUAUGCAAUAGUUUAAUGUACUAUAAAGAGUUUUGUUUAGAAAGGAAUUACAUUUUUCAGUUGCUUAUAGGUGUCUUUUUUUCUCCAAUGGA
This is a messenger RNA of Xenopus laevis (African clawed frog), 1757 nucleotides long. RefSeq names its product interferon-induced protein with tetratricopeptide repeats 5. The transcript has 2 exons. The record is from RefSeq and is a predicted model, not a curated record. Lineage: Eukaryota; Metazoa; Chordata; Amphibia; Anura; Pipidae. The coding region runs from base 153 to 1622 and encodes 489 amino acids.